This is a messenger RNA of Hansenula anomala, 786 nucleotides long. RefSeq lists its product as uncharacterized. The record is from RefSeq and is a predicted model, not a curated record. Bases 1 to 786 code for a protein of 261 amino acids. NCBI's taxonomy places the organism in Eukaryota, Fungi, Ascomycota, Saccharomycetes, Phaffomycetales, Wickerhamomycetaceae. The transcript has a single exon.
AUGAAUGAAAAUAACUCUUCCUUUCAAAAGCUGCCUGAACUUGAAGCUUCCAAUGAAAGGUUAACUUUAGUUGUUGAAUACCAAGCCAAUAACCGAGAAGAAUUUGUGGAAAGACUAGCUGAAUUAUUGGAAAAAAGCGAAACAAUCCCUCAUCACAAAAAGGUCAUCAAAAUCAAACAAUUCAAAGGCUCACAAAUUAAGAAAACAUUGUCAUGGGAUGUUGAAGGCGAAAACUUAGUCCGCCGCAAAGAAAUAACCAAUCAAGAUGGACAUCUAGAAUCAACAGCUGUACCUGAAAAUGAUGGUGAAGGACUUGAAGCUGGUGUUGAUUUUGCUCCUGGUAUGACUUAUUCUUUAUCACUCAGCAAAGGAAGAUUGUUGUCUGUUACUCGGUUUGAAAAGAUUUUUACUAGAUCUAAACUUGACCUGAACGAAGUUAAAACAAUAAGUUUGAUUUUUUUGAUUGUUUGCCAGCUUUGCGUCUCUGCAAUUUUGUGGUUGAAUGACUACCAAUCAUCUGGGGACCAACUCUGGUAUUUUAUACCUAGUUACAUUGCUGCUGCCACAUCGGUCGAAAUACUUUGUUAUUAUCUGAUUAUACCUAGUGAAGAGGAAAAAGCUACAGGCAAAUCUGAAAGUGCUAAACGUUUAACAACACUGAAAAUUGUUGGAUGGUCUAUUACACUUAUUGGUUUCGUUAUAUUCAUUGGCAUUAGAGAGAAUUUUUUUUCAAAAGUGAUACUAUAUAUUAUACAUCUAGCUCUAUACUUAAUAAGAUUCUUAUAA